AUGGAAAUGAAGAACUUGGAAACCGGCAGAAGCACUCCAGGAGUAAAGAUGUUUUUUGACCGUGAAAUACUCAACGUGGAAUUGCUGGAUGAACCAGACUCAGGGAAGGGAACAGCAAUGCUCUCUGAGUACGUUGAAAUGUUUCUUUUCUUUCGUGAAAAGAAGGAAGAAGAGAAUGUGGAGUACACAGUUGUUGAUUGUUUCCAGCAGAAAUUUGGCCCAGCUGUGCUGCACCUGAAACAGCAGUGUGUUGUCAGUAUAGCAGGAGAAGGUGUUAAUUUGUGUCGUCAUGGAAAACUCUCAUGGCUUGAGAUAGCAACAAAGAGCCGUAUUUUUCUAUUUGAUAUCUUCCUUCUGGGACCUCAGGCUUUCAAAAAUGGAUUACAAAUGGUGCUGGAAGAUAAAAACAUCGUGAAGGUCAUGCAUGACUGCCGCUGGAUCUCAGACUGCCUCUUUCACCAGUACGGUGUCAUUCUCUUCAAUGUCUUUGAUACACAGGUUGCUGAUGCUCUGCAGUUCUCAAUGGCAACAGGCGGCUUCCUGCCACACCGUGUCUACACGUUACAGGAGUGUUUGAUGCAGCACUUGAAGAUACCUUCCAAAUGGAAUGCCAUCAUGGAGUGCAGGCAGCAGAUGGCUUCGGAGAAUCCUGACAUAUGGUUCUUGAGACCCUUUCCAGCUUCUCUGCUUAAAGCACUUGCUCUGAAGGCUAUGUACCUUCUGCUGCUCCACUCAUCUCUCAUGGAUAACUUGAUGUCUGACCUAACGGCUGUAGUACAUGAUUAUUUAAAUGCUUAUAGGACUAGAUCUGGAGAUCAUCUUGGGAGCACAAAGCCCACUUGCAUGAAGCUGCCAGAGGAGUUGCGUCAGCUGGCAGACAUCCAGAAGCUGCGAAGGGAGAAAGCGAUAAAAGACUACAGAAUGAAUGAGGAUGGUCUUUUGAUCAGACCAGCCAUGGAAUUAAAAGAGAGAAAUGAUCCACAGAAGGAUGGAAACUGCAGAGAUGACAGGGAUUGCUGUCCUGCAGAUAAAGCCAUGUCUCAGAUUACAUCCUCUUCUAAUCAGGACGUACUUUGUCAAGAAAAUCAACAUCAAGUGGUAAAUCUGUGGAAGAAUCUUAAACCAACCUCAAGCUGGCUGUACGAAUCUAAUUUCUGA
Charadrius vociferus (killdeer) is the source of this 1158-nucleotide messenger RNA. RefSeq names its product exonuclease 3'-5' domain containing 1 (gene EXD1). Bases 1 to 1158 code for a protein of 385 amino acids. NCBI's taxonomy places the organism in Eukaryota, Metazoa, Chordata, Aves, Charadriiformes, Charadriidae. The record is from RefSeq and is a predicted model, not a curated record. The transcript is spliced from 10 exons. Gene Ontology annotation, molecular function: 3'-5' exonuclease activity; nucleic acid binding. Gene Ontology annotation, biological process: nucleobase-containing compound metabolic process.